CGCGGCGAGAGCCUGCCCUGUCGAUCCCGGCGAUUGCCAGUGACGGGAGGUCAUCCUCAGCGACUCAGCAUGGUCGCCGUGGAGAGGAAGAAGAAGGACUUCUACUGGACGGAUGGCGGCGAGCCGCACGCCAUCCGGCGCAAGGCCAUCCUGGCCAAGUACCCGCAGAUCAAGGAGCUGUACGGGUCGGACUUGCACAUGCCGCUGAUGGUGACGGUCGAGGUGCUGAUCCAGGCGGCGAUGCUGUUCUACGUGCGCCACCUGACCUGGCCGUGGCUGGUGCUCGUGACGUAUGUGGUGAGUGGAACCAUCAACCACUCGCUGUUGCUGGCCAUCCACGAGCUGGCGCACAACCUCGCCUUCGGCCACAACCACGCCACGGCCAACAAGGUGUUCAGCAUCUUCGCCAACCUGCCGAUGGGCCUGCCGUUGGCCGUGUCCUACAAGAAGUACCACAUGGAACAUCACCGGUACCAGGGCACCGACGGUCUGGACGUGGACCUGCCGACGCCGAUCGAGGCUCGCCUCUUCAGCUCCACCCUCGGCAAGAUCGUUUGGCUGAUGAUCCUGCCCAUCACCUACUUCCUGCGGCCCGUCUUCAUCCGGCCCAAGCCGUUCUCGGUGCUGGAGAUCGCUAACAUCGUGGUUCAGCUGUCGGCGGACGCGCUCGUCUACCACUUCCUCGGCGGCAAGGCGCUCUUCUACCUGCUGGGCGGCUUCAUGAUGGGACUCGGCCUGCACCCCAUGUCGGGACACCUCAUCUCGGAGCACUACAUCUUCAACCGUGGUAACGAGACCUACUCCUACUACGGCUGGAUGAACAUGCUGACGUUCAACGAGGGCUACCACAACGAGCACCACGACUUCCCGGCCGUGCCCGGCUCGCGCCUGCCGAUGGUCUCCAAGAUCGCGCCCGAGUUCUACAAGGACCUGCCCACGCACGAUUCUUGGGUCGGCACGCUCGUCAACUUCGUCCUCCGCGAUGACGUGAGCCCGUACUCGCGCAUCAAGCGGGAGAAGAAGGCCAACCAGGGUCGCGUCGACCUUUACAACUGAAGAAGUUGUAGGAGUUUUUUAGGAGUCGCGCAAUCCAUUCGACCGGAUCGAAACGCGGUGAAGACGUGGGAAGAUGGCGGCCUUCUGUGCGUCGUAAACAUGUUUUGCCUGAGGGACGUAAGCAAUAAACAACGAAUAUUACUGA
Pollicipes pollicipes is the source of this 1201-nucleotide messenger RNA. Its product is annotated as sphingolipid delta(4)-desaturase DES1-like. The record is from RefSeq and is a predicted model, not a curated record. Gene Ontology annotation, biological process: ceramide biosynthetic process. Lineage: Eukaryota; Metazoa; Arthropoda; Thecostraca; Pollicipedomorpha; Pollicipedidae. Gene Ontology annotation, molecular function: sphingolipid delta-4 desaturase activity. Bases 70 to 1056 code for a protein of 328 amino acids. Gene Ontology annotation, cellular component: membrane. The transcript has a single exon.